This is a messenger RNA of Cornus florida, 626 nucleotides long. Its product is annotated as probable glutathione S-transferase parC. Gene Ontology annotation, cellular component: cytoplasm. Gene Ontology annotation, biological process: glutathione metabolic process. The transcript has 3 exons. The coding region runs from base 51 to 626 and encodes 191 amino acids. NCBI's taxonomy places the organism in Eukaryota, Viridiplantae, Streptophyta, Magnoliopsida, Cornales, Cornaceae. Gene Ontology annotation, molecular function: glutathione transferase activity. The record is from RefSeq and is a predicted model, not a curated record.
CUUGUCAGAGAAAGGCAUAUAUAGGCUAUGAGUGCAAAGAAGAGAACUUGAUGAACAAGAGUCCUCUGUUUCUCAAGAUGAACCCUGUUAAUAAGCAAAUCCCUGUUUUGAUCCAUAAUGGGAAACCGAUAUGCGAAUCCCUCAUCAUUGUUCAAUACAUUGAUGAGGUUUGGAAGGAUCAAUCUUCAUUGUUGCCUUGUGAUCUUUACAAGCGCGCCCAAGCAAAGUUCUGGGCUGACUACAUUGACAAAAAGGUCUUUAGCAAUGGAAGGAAUUUAGUUUUCAGCAAAGGUGAAACCCAAGAAGCAGGAAAAAAGGGGCUCAUAGAGUGCUUCAAAGUGUUGGAAACAGAGCUCGGAGAGAAGACUUAUUUUGGGGGAGAGACCUUUGGUUUUGUGGAUAUUGCACUUAUACCCUUUUACAGUUGGUUUUACGUCUACAAGACAUGUGGCAACCUUAGUAUUAAGGAAGAGUGCCCUAAAAUUAGGGGUGCUAAGGGAUGCAUGGAGAAGGAGAGUGUGUCCAAGUCUUUUCCAGACCAGUACAAGUUCUUUGACUUCUCCAACGAGAUGGCAAAGAAGAAGUUUGGCUUGUUUAUGAAUGGCACAAUAACUAAUGAGAAAUAG